CAAAAAUAUCUGCCAGAGCCACCAACUCUUACAAAUACACAUCCCAUUGAACAAGUUUUCAUUGCACAACAAAAGGUAGGUGAGGAAAACUUUGGACAAAAAAUGGAGUGCUACACAAGGCCAAACAGGAGUGACAUCCACCUCUCAGCAGAGGAAGAAGCCACCAUAGAAGCAAAGACCAGAGAGUACUUUGAUGGAGUCGCACCACAACGCCACACAAAGCCUCAACGAAGUGACUAUUCAGCUCAAUAUGUCGAUGCUUUCUCCAAUGCCCAUCACUCUUCUUUAACUAUACCAGAAUUAACACAAUUCCAACUCCUCCAGAAUGAUCCCCAAGAGAAGAAAUUGGUGUACAAUGGAAGUCAAGUACCGGAAGAAUUUGUGGAAACAGAGUAUUACCAAGAUCUCAACAGCGUGGACAAACACCACCAUACGACUGGAACAGGAUUUAUCAAAGUAGAGAAAAAUGGAAAUGACUUUCACAUAGAACCAGAUAAUGACACUGGUUGCCAUCACUCUUGCAAGGGCAAUCCAGCAACCAAUGAUUGGGUUCCUGCUCCUUCCACUGAGGUGGGUUUCAAUUCAGGCAAACCUAACAGGAGUGACAACUAGAAAUGGAGGAGUGGCUACAUGAAGAUAUCAAUAUCUCAGCUUCUUUUCAGAUUGUGUGGAUUCCAUGUGUUGUUUAAAAUUACAAUCCAAAUAUAUAUAUAUAUAUAUAUAUAUAUAUAAAUAAAAACCUUGUGAUUUGAAUUCAAGGUUAUUGUGUUUGAAAUGUGGUACUAGUUAGCGUUCCAUCUUGUAUCCUUGGUAUCUUACAUUCCCGGAUAUGUCAUUAAUCGCAUAUGAAGAUUAUUUAAGCAAAUUAGCAUUUUAGUGAUGCA
Messenger RNA from Glycine soja, 884 nucleotides. RefSeq lists its product as uncharacterized. The transcript is spliced from 4 exons. The record is from RefSeq and is a predicted model, not a curated record. Bases 103 to 612 code for a protein of 169 amino acids. Lineage: Eukaryota; Viridiplantae; Streptophyta; Magnoliopsida; Fabales; Fabaceae.